AUGGCCACCAAAGAAGAUGAUUUUGACGUCCGUGCUGAGGUCAACUUCCUGAUGCUGGACUACCUGAUCUGCCUCGCGAUUGAAAGAACACUCGAUGCAGCCAAGGUCCUAAACCCCAGCCCAGCACUCCAAGAUGAGGUGAAUUGGACGGUGGACCCCAUUAAAAGUCUGCGUGCAAUCAUCGCUCGCUCCCAGCCGGAGAGCCCUCUACCCCACGAGAUUGAUGUUAGAUGGCGGAUCCUCACGAUUGCCCAUCAACUCUGGAACUACCCCGACCCCCAGUCGCUGACUCACAUCGCGGACGAUGACACCCCGCCUCUUAUGAACAUUGGGAUUGAAUUCCUGAAGAUGUGCGCGGUCGCCGUCGAUAACGUCCACGAGAAGCGAUGGUUCGACGUUGGUGCCGAGUUCAUGCUCCAAUCCGUGCUGCAGGAGCUUCGCGAAGGGAACACACACCCACAGGCACUCGACAAGUUCCGUGCCUGGAAUCCGAGCGGCGAUGAGCUCAUCUCGACGUGGACCGAUUACCGCGAGCGCCGUGCUGCAUUGAUACCGGACUCCACGCAGGAUUACGCGGCAUGGGAAGCUCUCGAUGAGCAGUUUACGUUCGGUUACUUCAAAGAGAUGGUGAUGACAUUCCUCUUCGACCUCAUGGCUGUACUCGAUCCUCCCAUUCUCGUCCAGGCGGAACUAGGCCAAAUCAAUGGCAUGACCCCCGAGGAGACCGAAGAACUGAAGCAGCGAUGUGGUUGGUACGGCCCUGGCCUAUUCUGGUGA
Molecule: messenger RNA, 777 nt
Organism: Penicillium daleae
Lineage: Eukaryota; Fungi; Ascomycota; Eurotiomycetes; Eurotiales; Aspergillaceae
Exons: 2
Coding region: 1-777 (258 amino acids)
Source: RefSeq, a predicted model, not a curated record